Agrilus planipennis (emerald ash borer) is the source of this 3020-nucleotide messenger RNA. Its product is annotated as transcriptional repressor CTCF. The record is from RefSeq and is a predicted model, not a curated record. Bases 711 to 2759 code for a protein of 682 amino acids. The transcript is spliced from 12 exons. Gene Ontology annotation, biological process: regulation of transcription by RNA polymerase II. Gene Ontology annotation, molecular function: DNA-binding transcription factor activity; RNA polymerase II cis-regulatory region sequence-specific DNA binding. NCBI's taxonomy places the organism in Eukaryota, Metazoa, Arthropoda, Insecta, Coleoptera, Buprestidae.
GUUAAUAGUUUCGGUGAAAACGAUACUGUUUUCGAAAAACAGGUACUUUCAUUGUGAUUCUGAACACCUUCGGUUUUUUAUAUCGGCCUUAAUCCGCCCUAAUUUGAUGCAACGAACAUGAGUGCUCUUCCCACGAAAUUCCAUAUUGAUGACAGCGCCAACCGUGCUAAUUUCAUGAAAUUUUUGUUGAAAUGCCCCCUACACCUAAGUCUGUUAAGUACAAUUUUGGAACAAAAUAGCUAAUUUAUAUUUUUUCAAAAAAUAUGGACGGUAUUAAUAAUAAUUCCCUUUUAGUGACCACUGGGCGUCUCAUUUUUAUCGCGUCUGCGGAUAAAAUUGUAAAAUGGCGUCUUAUUGCUUGAUGGCUUUAAGUUUGUUACACGUCAAUAUUGAAAUUAGCUGAAAAUAUUUCAGAUAGAACAUAACAGUUUAAAGAGCAAAAUGUAGGAUACCUAAGGUUUUUAAAUUCCAUAGUGAAGCAUUAGUAGCUUUGUAUCGUUUAACUUCUUUUUAUAAUUUACUCCCAACUAAAUAGAAAUGAAUGCUUAUUAUUGAAAGUGAUUUUUCAAAAUGUUUCUAAUGGAUUGUGUUUAUCAAAGAAGAAAUUUACAUCUUAAUAGGAAUUCAGAGACAAUUGUGAAAUAUCUUGAAGAGCCCAGGUAGCACCAUUAAAAAGUGUGGUCUGUGAUUUAUCUAAUGAAUUCUGAAUAAUGAGUUCAACAUUCCAACCGAGUGUUGUAAAGUUAGAAGACAAUUCUGAAAAUGUCACUGAAAUACAGUCAUACCUGGAAGGGUUCCAGAAAGAAAUAGAAAAUGGAGAUGGAACUAUCCAAACAGUGCAAGAAAUUGAUGAUGAAAAUGAUGGAGAGAAUGAAGAAGGAACAUAUUUUGUUGAUCAAGCAGGACACUAUUACUAUCAGGCCAAGGGUGAAUCUCAACCGGUUAUGACAAUGGUUUCUGCUAUAAAUGGAAGCAGCUCUGAAGAAGCAGAUGAGUUCAUUAUCAAUAAUGAUAAUGAUGAAGACAUUGAUGACAGUGAGGAUCUUCCUGGGGAAGAAGCAGAGAAACAUAUUUUGAUUAAUUCAGGCAACAGUUAUCAAAAAGUAACAGUUGUACCAGCAGACACAAAUACAGGCGAGUUGAGCUAUGUUUUAAUAGUUCAGAAUCCUGAUGACAUAAAGGAAGGAGAAGAAGACAACAUUGAUGGAGAUCAGGAUAUGACUGUGUACGAUUUCGACGAGGCUGAGGAAAGUAGCACUUUGGUGGAUUCUGAGGCUGAAGAUGACAAAUCUAAGAUAGUAAAGAUUGUUCCACGAAAAUCACAAGUGGUUACACAAGCGCAUAUGUGUAACUAUUGCAACUAUACUAGCCCGAAACGUUAUCUUUUGUCACGUCAUAUGAAAUCGCAUUCGGAAGAAAGACCUCAUAAAUGUAGUGUUUGUGAAAGGGGUUUCAAAACACUCGCUUCCUUACAAAAUCACGUGAAUACACACACUGGCACGAAACCCCACGCUUGUAAAUUCUGUGAUGCAGCAUUCACCACGUCUGGUGAGCUGGUUCGUCACGUUCGUUAUCGUCAUACUCACGAAAAACCUCACAAAUGUCACGAGUGCGAUUAUGCAAGCGUGGAACUUUCAAAAUUGAAACGCCAUAUUCGUUGCCACACUGGCGAAAGACCAUAUCAGUGUCCGCAUUGCACCUACGCCAGUCCUGAUACAUUCAAGUUAAAACGCCAUCUUCGUAUUCACACUGGGGAGAAACCCUACGAAUGUGAUAUAUGUCACACAAGAUUUACGCAGUCUAACAGCUUAAAAGCGCACAAAUUGACACAUAACAUUGGAGAUAAGCCCGUCUUCCAGUGUGAGCUCUGCCCCACUACGUGUGGACGAAAAACAGACCUUCGCAUUCACGUGCAAAAAUUACAUACUUCGGACAAACCUCUUAAAUGUAAAAGAUGUGGGAAAUCAUUUCCAGAUCGUUACAGUUACAAGCUUCACAACAAGUCUCACGAGGGUGAAAAGUGUUACAAGUGUGAUUUGUGUCCGUAUGCGUCGAUUUCAGCACGCCAUCUAGAGUCGCACAUGCUAAUUCACACCGACCAAAAACCGUACGUGUGCGACCAGUGUGACCAAUGUUUCCGUCAAAAGCAGCUCUUAAAGAGACACCAAAACUUGUAUCAUAAUCCGGCAUAUGUGCCUCCUGCGCCACGUGAAAAGACACACGAGUGCCCCGAGUGUGGGCGUGCAUUCCGUCACAAGGGCAACCUCAUAAGACACAUGGCCAUUCACGAUCCUGAUUCCGCAGUUCAGGAAAAGCAACUCGCGCUUAAACUCGGUAGACAGAAGAAAAUUCAGAUGAUUGACGGACAACAGGUGGAAGUGAUGCCCGUUGUAGGAUCGUCUGACGAAGAGGAUGAGGGUGACAUGAUGGCCGUAGAAGGUUCUGAUGGACAACAGUAUGUAGUACUGGAAGUUAUACAGCUUGCAGAUGGGGAAGAGCAGGCUAUAGUAGCAGGGGAUGGCACUUCGGAUUUAUUGGGCGACUCGAUACUACCAGAUCAUGAUUUAAACGAAGAAGAAGUUAUAAAGGCAUUACAGUCUGCGAGAAGGAUAGGAAAAUCGAACGAGGAAGAAAAAAGAAAAAUUAAAGCAUCCACUGAACGCGAUAUGGAAAACUGUUUUGGAUUCGACGAUGACGACGACGAAGAGGAAGAUACAGGAGGCAAAGAGUCAAUAACGCUUUUAAGCGGUUUGGAUUAAUAAAUAAAGUGUUGGUUCGUUUUAAGCUAUUUUAGAGAAUGUAAUGAAGUAAAAUGAACAUUGCUCACGUUAUUGUUGCAUUUUACAUUGUAAUUUUUAGUGCAUGAGUUUGUAAAUGUUACAUUUUUUGAUAUGUACAGAUGCUGCAGGGACGUUUGUACAUAGUAAUAAGAUAUCGUGUAAAGAAGUACAUAAUUAUUUGAAAUAUUCCAUUUUGUUAUUUAUAUUUUGAAAAGUAAAUAAAGUAAAUUUGAAGUGAAA